AUGGCAGACCAAUCGUCCAGCUCGAGCCCUGCGGAGGGUAUCGCACUCGCCGCUCGCCGGGCAUUCGAAGCGUCCCAGCUCGUAGACCCCUCCGAGCGGAAUAUCGCCCUCGAGGCGAUCAGGCGGGUACUACAGGAGAAGAAGGCGGAGGUGCUCGAGGCGAACCAGAAGGACAUGGAGGCCGCCCGGACCCAAGUCGAAGCUGGUAAACUCUCCCCGACCCUCUUAUCCCGGCUAGACCUCUCCCGUCCGGGCAAGUUCGAAGCGAUGUUACGGGGUAUAUCGGAUGUCGCGGCCUUACCGCUCCCUACGGGUCAGGUGACAUUUGCGAAGGAGCUGGGACCGGGAUUGGAGCUGCAUAGGGUGACGUGCCCUAUUGGGGUGUUGUUGGUUAUAUUCGAGGCGAGGCCGGAGGUGGUGGUCAAUAUUGCCGCGUUGGCUAUCAAGAGCGGAAACGCCGCCAUCCUCAAAGGCGGCAAAGAAUCCCUACACACCUCCGGCCUCCUCUCCGCCCUCAUAUCCUCCGCUCUCGCCCCCACCCCCAUCCCCCAAACCUUCAUCCAGUCCGUCUCGUCCCGCGCCGACAUCCAGGGCCUGCUGUCCCAGGAUCGGUAUAUCGAUCUGGUGAUGCCAAGAGGAGGGAACGAGCUGGUGACGAGUAUCAAGAACUCGACAAGGAUACCGGUGAUGGGCCAUGCGGAUGGGAUAUGCGCGGUUUAUGUGGAUGAAAGCGCGAGGGAGGGGACGGCGGUGAGGGUGGUGGUGGAGAGUAAGACCGAUUACAUGUCAGCUUGUAACGCCGCCGAGACGCUGCUACUACACCAAUCCAUCCUGCCCACUCUUUGGCCCAAAAUCGCCGCGGCUCUCAUCGCCGCAUCCGUCACCCUCAAAUGCGACCCCCCAUCCCUCUCGGCCCUCUCAUCCCUGUCUUCCGAGCUCAUCACCCCCUCGUCGCCUGAGGACUACACGACCGAGUUCCUCGGCCCUACUCUUGCGGUCCUCACCGUCCCCUCCACCGCCGCCGCCAUACAACACAUCAACGCUCACUCUUCCCACCAUACCGACUCGAUCAUUACCGAAUCGGAAGCUUCGAUGUCGGCCUGGGUCCGCGGGCUGGAUAGCGCGAAUGUGUACGUCAAUGCGAGUACGCGGUUUGCGGAUGGGACGAGGUAUGGGCUGGGGACGGAGGUCGGAAUUAGCACGGGCAAGACACAUGCUCGAGGACCGGUGGGGCUGGAGGGACUGUGCAUUUACAAGUACGUCCUCAGGAGUAAAGCCGAAACAGGGAGCACAAUUGGCGAUUAUGAGGGCAAGGAUGGCGCGGGAUACAGCCAUAAAGAUCUACAAUGGGGCGAAGCUCCGUUUUAG
Molecule: messenger RNA, 1368 nt
Organism: Dioszegia hungarica
Lineage: Eukaryota; Fungi; Basidiomycota; Tremellomycetes; Tremellales; Bulleribasidiaceae
Product: putative glutamate-5-semialdehyde dehydrogenase
Exons: 4
Coding region: 1-1368 (455 amino acids)
Molecular function (GO): NADP binding; glutamate-5-semialdehyde dehydrogenase (NADP+) activity
Source: RefSeq, a predicted model, not a curated record